Cheilinus undulatus (humphead wrasse) is the source of this 3689-nucleotide messenger RNA. It is a transcript of the gene epn1a, whose product is annotated as epsin 1a. Lineage: Eukaryota; Metazoa; Chordata; Actinopteri; Labriformes; Labridae. The transcript is spliced from 13 exons. Gene Ontology annotation, molecular function: clathrin binding; phospholipid binding. Gene Ontology annotation, biological process: endocytosis. Bases 331 to 2280 code for a protein of 649 amino acids. The record is from RefSeq and is a predicted model, not a curated record. Gene Ontology annotation, cellular component: clathrin vesicle coat; plasma membrane; endosome.
CAGACAUGUUGCCAGUUGCGAACUAACUAGCAGGAGCUAACAAGCUAACAGCUGCCUUGCUAGCUGGCUAAUCUUUCCUAGGAGCAGUUACAGAGCAGCAAGUGAUUUAUUUUGUCACUCAAACUGUUUACAUUUCCCUCUGCCUGCGGGUUUGGACCCAAUGUUGCCACGGGAAGAAACAGACAAACUGAGACACAGCACUCCGUGAAUGAGUGGCUAAGAGGCCAGAGAAGAAAGGAAAGGGCAGAAGAUUCACCAAAGGAGAGACCUUCAUUGAGCAUCAUUUUUGUGUAACAGAUUGCAGCAUAACUCGACGGCCAGACCGUUGCCAUGUCGACCUCAUCGCUACGGCGACAAGUAAAGAACAUCGUCCACAACUAUUCAGAGGCUGAAAUCAAGGUAAGAGAGGCAACAUCCAAUGACCCAUGGGGCCCCAGCAGCUCUCUGAUGUCAGAGAUCGCUGAUCUGACCUACAAUGUUGUGGCCUUCUCGGAAAUCAUGAGCAUGGUGUGGAAACGCCUCAAUGAUCACGGCAAGAACUGGAGACAUGUGUACAAGGCUAUGACUCUCAUGGAGUACCUGAUCAAGACAGGAUCAGAGCGUGUUGCCCAACAGUGCCGAGAGAACAUAUACGCAGUCCAGACCCUCAAAGAUUUUCAGUACAUAGACAGAGACGGCAAAGACCAGGGGGUGAAUGUGCGAGAGAAAGCCAAACAGCUGGUGACACUGCUUAAAGAUGAAGAGAGACUACGAGAGGAGAGAAUCCACGCCCUCAAAACCAAAGAGAAGAUGGCACAGACCUCCAGUGCCUCCUCAGCUCCAUCAGCACCCAGCCUGGGGGGCAGCCUGUCAGUGGGCUCUCACUCUGGAGGGGCAGACCCUGAACAGGCCUGGCCACAGAGCUCUGGAGAAGAAGAUCUACAGCUCCAGUUGGCUUUGGCCAUGAGUAAAGAAGAGGCAGAACAGACUAACGCAGACCCUCUGGAGGACGCAGAGCUCCGCUAUGCAAUCACUCUGAGCAAAGAGACGCAACAAAAGGAGGAGCGACUGCGCAGAGGCGAUGAUCUAAGACUGCAGAUGGCCAUCGAGGAAAGCAAGAGGGAGAAGGCAAAGCCUGAGGAGAGCGCUUUGAUGGAGUUGAGUGCCGUGGACCCCUGGGGUGCUCCUGCUGCUGCCACUGUGGGCUCUGCGGGCCCCUCGCCUCCGCCCACAGUUCCUCCCCCUGCGGUCUCAGGUCCAUGGGGAACCGCUGCUGCCGCCCCAGACCCAUGGGGGGUCGCUUCACCCACAUCUCCAACAAGCUCAGACCCCUGGGGUGGGGGCGCCCCACCAACUAUAGCUCCUCCUCCAGACCCAUGGGGGGAGACGUCCAACAAAGUUAACAACGUGGACCCCUGGGCAAGCUCAGCCGUGACCCCCCCCAGUGCCGACCCCUGGGGCCCCCCGGUGCCACCCAGCACUUCCUCCUCGGGGGGGCCAGUAGACCCCUGGGCAGGGGACGGGACUGUCCCUGCCUCUGACCAUAUCACCUCCGACAUCUGGAGUGGCACCGCCAAACACACUAACGGCACAGGAGACCCAGAGCGACGGGGGUCCCCAGCACUCGGCUGUGACAGCACAGGCUCACCAGUGCCCUUCGACUUGUCAUCUCUUGGUUCUUCACUUCCUGUUCGUAAGACUCCAGAGUCUUUCCUUGGCCCCAACGCAGCACUGGUGGAUCUCGAUUCCCUUGUGUCAUCAAAACCCAAACCCAAACAGCCGCCACCUCCCUCUAUCUCUUCCUCCUCAGCGCACAACCCCUUCUUACAGAACACAGGUUCAUCUCCUGCUCCUGGCAUGGCAGUGACUCCAGGCAGCACCAUUUCCAGUCGGGGCGUUUCUCCAACGCCUGCCUCCUCCAACCCUUUCGGCGUUGCUCCACCCAUGACGUCCAUCUCCCCUCAGCCCUCGUCCCUGGGUCUGAGCGGCCUGCGCUCCAGUCCUGUGCCUCCCAAUCCCAUGCUAAGCAUGGUGCAACCAGGACUGGGCAUGGGGCCCAUGGGUGUGGGGAUGGGGGCGCCCGGAAUGAUGGGCAUGAUGCAGGCCAGCCCCAUGGGCCUCCCCUACAGCAGCCUGUCACCAAUGGCCCCUCCGGGCACGACUCUGCUGGGGCCCGGAGGUGCAGCACCUCAGCAGCUGAUUUUGGGUGGGCCUGCUGGAACAGGAGGAGUGAUGGGGGCAGGAGGAGCAGUGGGAGGCGGAGGAACGACAGGAGCGAGCACCAAUCCUUUUCUCCUUUGAGGAAGUGUCACCACUACUUUGCUCACCUGUUUCGACCUCCUCUUGUCGUACCUGCUGCCCCCUCAUCACCCCCAACACAUUUUGUGUCCAAAAGAAAAAUGUGUACAUCUCUAUAUUUAAAGAAAAACAAAAAAUCGAAAAAUUAUGUUUAUCUUUUCCUUCAAAAGCAUUAUUUCAUUUCAGAAUAAUUUUCCACAUUGAGUUCCUUUCAUUUCAGUUUGGGUUUUUUUGUGGGCGGGAAAUAGAGAUCUAUUUAUUUUGUUUUAAUUCUCUUCUGUUCUGUACUGUUCGUCAUGUUGUGUUUCUCAUCAGUUCUGUCAUGAGAUGAAGGUAAGUCUGUGAGAGCAGAAGGCUUUUCAGCAGUGUCACUCUGUUCUAACAUUACCGCACUGAGAGACGGAUUGAGGGAGAGGGGAUUAUAGCCACUAACAAACUGAACAGAGAAACUGUCAAUCCUGCCUCUUCCUCUUUUCUCCCUCUAGAAUGAAGACAAACACUGAAUCUCUGAAUUUCAACCAGUGCAUGAAGGAUGAUUUUUCAUGAACUACAGACUGAGAUACAGACUGAAACACCUGCAUUAACAUUUCAGGCACAAUGUGGUCAAAUUAUUUCACUUUUAAUUUAAUUUAAUGUUAAAUGUAAUUUAUUUUUUUCCAAUUAUUUGGGAACGAAUAAACAAUAGAAUCACACGCUGAUGCCAUUUAAAUCAAAUGCUUAUUUUUUCUUUCUGAUUGUUGUAGAAAAUAAAGAAAGCUCUGACAUCAGUGGUCAGAUGGGAAAAAUGAUGGGAUGUGUUGCUGAAUGUGUGUGUGAUUGAGAUGCUCAUUUGUGAGUGUGAAAGAAUGCAAAGUGCAAAUGCUUGUUCCUGUGUAAAUGUAUCGCUAUUUGUCUCCAUUUUCCCUGUGUCCGAUCUUAUUUCAGUGGCUCAGAAAGAAAUGACAUCAAAUAUUUUGUUUUUAAAAACUGUCACUUGUAUUAAUACGAUGUAAUGUUGGGAUUUCAAAUAGGUGAAAAGGUAUUAUAAGGGCCACUCAUUUCUCUGCCAAUCUGUUAGUUUUAUUAUCUGCCCAAUCACACAUUUCAUAUGGGACCCUUUGUGAACAAGCUUCCCAGAGCACCACUGUCCUGUGUUUCAUCUCUCUUUGCCUUCAGGGAGGGAGACAUACUGAUGCUUCUUCAAAAAAGACAAUUACUCAAUGAAUGAAAGAAAAAGAAAACAGGGACUUGGCGACAUGCUCCAUGCUGUUCUUUUAAUUUAGUUUGAUGAAUUUGUUAUUUUAUAUCAAGAAAAAAAAUAUCUUUUAUCGGGUCAGGUUGAAUUUUGUGUGGUGAUGACUGUGAACAUUCACAUUUGAAAAGCAAAAUGGAAAAAAAUCAAAAGGAAUUUAUGAAAUAAAACAAAAACACAG